AUGGAAACUGUUGGCACAUUGUCUAACGCACCUAGGUCUUCCAUCAAUAAUGCGACACUGUUACAAAUACCGUCUUUAGUAGGAAGAAACUCGGUAGUUUUGUUGGCACAACGAAAGAAUCCUGGCUUCCUUGUAAAAAGAUUCUCCUCGAUAAGCAACAGACGCAUUGAGAUAUAUGAGGAAGAAGACGAAUUUGUUGGUGGUUGCUGCGGUUUAUUUAGAAACCUGAAGUUCAUACGAGGAGAACAUGAGAGUGGUGCUCUAAAAUCCUCAACCUCAUCAGAGUAUCCAAAAUUCAAUUUCCUUGCUGGAUAUGGCAACCGAACCGAUACCGUUACUACAACUAAAGCCACCAAGACUAUCAUUGAGGUUGAAGAUGUUACUCAACAUGCGGCUACUUGGGUGACGGACGUGAAAUUAACAUGUUAUUGA
Paraglomus brasilianum is the source of this 432-nucleotide messenger RNA. NCBI's taxonomy places the organism in Eukaryota, Fungi, Glomeromycota, Glomeromycetes, Paraglomerales, Paraglomeraceae. The record is from the annotation of a GenBank genome assembly.